Budorcas taxicolor (takin) is the source of this 845-nucleotide messenger RNA. It is a transcript of the gene LY96, whose product is annotated as lymphocyte antigen 96. The record is from RefSeq and is a predicted model, not a curated record. Gene Ontology annotation, molecular function: lipopolysaccharide immune receptor activity; Toll-like receptor 4 binding; lipopolysaccharide binding. The transcript is spliced from 5 exons. Gene Ontology annotation, biological process: innate immune response; cellular response to lipopolysaccharide; toll-like receptor 4 signaling pathway. NCBI's taxonomy places the organism in Eukaryota, Metazoa, Chordata, Mammalia, Artiodactyla, Bovidae. Gene Ontology annotation, cellular component: lipopolysaccharide receptor complex. Bases 50 to 532 code for a protein of 160 amino acids.
UUAGUUACAGAUUCUCCUUACAUUUUUAAAGUUUUGGAGAGACUGAAUCAUGUUUCCAUUUGUGCUUUUUUCUGCCCUGUUUUCUUCCAUAUUUACUGAACCUAGGGAGAAACGUUGGGUCUGCAACUCCUCUGACGCCACCGUUUGGUACGACUACUGUGAUAACUUGAAAUUUCCUAUUUCAAUACGUUCUGAGCCCUGUAUAACAUUGAAGGGAAGCCAUGGAGUACUCUAUCUCUACUACAUUCCAAGAAGAGAUAUAAGGAGCUUAUACUUCAAUAUCUAUCUAUCUACUAAGCACAUGAAUUUCCCAUUGCGCAAAGAAGUUAUUUGCCGAGGAUAUGAUGAUGAUUUUUCCUUUUGCAGAGCUCUGAAGGGAGAGACUGUGAACACAACAAUACAAUUCUCCUUCAGGGGAAUACGAUUUUCUAAGGGACAAUACAACUGUAUUACAGAAGCCAUCGAGGGGAACACUGAAGAAAAGCUCUUUUGCUUGAACUUUACUAUCAUACAUUACCCUGAUUUCAAUUAGAAUAAAUCAAGUAUUUGCUUUUAUUUUUCAAAAGUUUUAUUCUUCACUUAAAAUAUUUUUUACACUGUGUAUGUGUUUUCUAGGUCUGCCAUAGCAAAUACCACAGACCAGGUGGCCUAAACAAGAUUUAUUUUGCUCUGGAAGCUAGAAAUCUGAGAUCCAAUUGUCAGCCGAUUGGGUUCCUUUUGAGGCCUCUCUCCUUGGCUUGUAGAUGGCCUUUGUCUCCCUAUGUCCUCACGUCAUCUUCCCUCUGGGCAUGUAACCCUAAUCUCUCAUAAGGACACCAGCCACUGGUUUAGGGCCUAUCCGAGUG